ACACACACACACACACACACACACACACGAGCACACACACACACACACACACUGAGGAAUGCAGGGAGCGGGAAACAGCAGCACACAGCCUUGUAAAGGAACGGAGGUGAGGAGAUACUGUUGAGGGCGGGGCCAGACUGCUCAGAGGGGCGGAGACAUUGGAGGUGUUUAAAUAGAGCUGGGGUCGAGGCAGGGAGGCAAAAGCCGAACGCACCUGCUGCCUCUGUAUAACAAGAACUGCCUGACCACACCACAACUGGGACUCUCUCUCUCUCUCUCUCUCUCUCUCUCUCCGCUCUCUCGCUCUCUCACUGGGAUCCACUGGUGUCUGUCGCUAAUACAAACCCUGAGGAUUAAAACCUAAAUAAGGCCAUUCGGGACAACUUGUGCAAAGUGUACUUUAGUAAAAGAGCGGAUAACGAAGAUGACCCGAGUGAUGACUUCGUCUGUGUGCAGGGAUGUGCUGGCCCUGGUGCUGUUCUUCGUCCUCAUGCAAGACGGUCUCGGACUCCCCUUAUCAGAGCCUUCGGAGUCACCGACCCAGAGCGCGCCCCCGCCGCCCCACCGCGUCAGGACAAAGCGCUGCUCGUGCAACAGUUGGCUGGACAAAGAGUGCAUCUACUUCUGCCACCUGGACAUUAUCUGGAUCAACACCCCGAGUAAAAUGGUCCCGUACGGCCUUGGCAGUCACCUGUCCCGCCGCCGCCGUCGCUCGGCCUCACGCUGUGAGUGUGCCCAAGGACGGGCCGACACGACCUGCUCCAGCUUCUGCCACCACAGCUCAGAGAAGCCGCAGGCUGUCAAGGCACCAACGAAAACCAACAAGAACAGCAGCAAAGGCUCACUGCUGUCUUCGUUAAGAUCUGUAGUCCACCACAACGCUGCCAUUGCCCAGAAGUCCAGGCCUGUGGGCAGAGGCCCGUCGAAGGCCAAACACUGGGGAGCAUGAUGGACAGCUAGAGAAGCACCCUCGGGAAGGAAAAGACAGAGCAAGCGCACUUUAUAUCACUGACACUUAAAAGCCUUUUGUUUUAAAACUGAAACACUUAUGGACCUAAAGAAUACUCCAGUCACCGGACCAACCUUGGCACCACACUGAUGCAGCCUUUUGAGCCUGCAGCCGUCUAGAAUCAUGUGUGUUGCCAUCUUGGAAGUUACUUUAGUGCAGAGCGAAGAAGAGACUGACGGAGACGGGAAGAGAGGCCAAAGGUCCAUCGAGUAUCUCAUCCAAAGGACUUGAGACCACUCCUCACUCCACGUUGGAGAUCUGGUUGGAGGCAUCCGUUACCACGGAGACCUAGAGCGCGCCAUAUGCUGCUGUGGUGGGGUGGACUUUUAUGGAGUUAUUGCUGUCAUAACCAGCAUUGUUUGCUGGGUCGCCUUUUGUUAUUUUUCUUUUUAUCCCUCUGUAUCAGAGCGGAUCCCAUAGUCCUGCUCUCAAGCAGUAGUUAAAUAAUAACUGCAAUAAUAACUAACGAGCAUAAAGACUGACUCAUCAUCAGGAAAUAACAUUUAGGAUUCACACACACACACACACACACACACACACACACACACACACACACACACACACACACACACACACACACACACAUCUUAAAAACACGUAUCACACAAAGACAUACAAAACAAGACAAACAGCGUUGGUAUGUCUAUUGUGUUGGCUGAACUAUUUAAUGUGUGGCUCUUGUUUUGAUUGAAGAUAAGCCAGCAGGUUUCAAUAGCAUGGAGCUUGCCAAAAAUGCACCAAUUGUUGGUCUCCAUAACACAAUAUUCAGCUAAUGCCCGUUAAUUAACCCAUGGAAAUUGUGCCCCCCCCCCCCCCCCCUUUCAAUAUUUCAAAAACAAUUUCACAUUGUGCCUGGAAAUGGGGUGUAUUGUUGUCUCACUGCCUCUGUGUUUUUCUUCUAACAUUGAAGAACUGACACAGAUAGUCAUAUCAAAAUGCUGUAUUAUGUGAUUAUUAUGUCUAUGAUGAGCGCUGGGCUAUGAAUUUGUCUUGGCUCCAACAAUAUUGCCCCUUUUAUGGGGUUUCCUAGACCAAAGCAACCUUGAAAGUCUACCCGCAAAUGGAAUUGACUGCCAUUACUGUACUUAUCUUGUUUAUAAUUUAUUUAUUCUAACUUAUUCAAAACUGUAUGUUUAUAUAUGUAUUUAUAAAUAUGUGUAUGUUUGAU
Gadus morhua (Atlantic cod) is the source of this 2177-nucleotide messenger RNA. It is a transcript of the gene edn2, whose product is annotated as endothelin 2. Gene Ontology annotation, biological process: regulation of systemic arterial blood pressure by endothelin; regulation of vasoconstriction; vein smooth muscle contraction. The record is from RefSeq and is a predicted model, not a curated record. Bases 425 to 949 code for a protein of 174 amino acids. The transcript has 5 exons. Gene Ontology annotation, molecular function: endothelin B receptor binding; hormone activity. Gene Ontology annotation, cellular component: extracellular region. NCBI's taxonomy places the organism in Eukaryota, Metazoa, Chordata, Actinopteri, Gadiformes, Gadidae.